Tripterygium wilfordii is the source of this 2167-nucleotide messenger RNA. RefSeq lists its product as uncharacterized. The record is from RefSeq and is a predicted model, not a curated record. The transcript has 5 exons. Bases 980 to 1732 code for a protein of 250 amino acids. Lineage: Eukaryota; Viridiplantae; Streptophyta; Magnoliopsida; Celastrales; Celastraceae.
GCUGACACGUUCAAACGUUUCCCACUCGACUUUUCGGUCUCGUCGAUCGGCAACAAAACGACAAAACCUGUUUGCCAUUUGCUAUUCAUUGAUUUGCUUUACUAUUUUAAAAUCUUUUUCUUUCCGAAUAUAACAAUCAAAUACCUGAUUGAUUGAUUUCAUCUUAUCCUGGAAAAAAGACGCAGGAAUUCGAAAUAUCUGUCUGUUUCUUUUAAGGUUUAUUUUAGUCGGAGAAAUCAACGUCGCUCCUCGUUAAUAAUCUCGUAAUUUUGCGAUUUUAUUCAGCUGCAUUGUGCAUCUGCGCCGCGUUUGGCUGCCGAGAAAAUAAACGAAAGAUUUUAGGUUACGGAAAUUCGGUGGUAUAUAGCGUAAGAAAUGUUAAAGAAGAACAUAAUUUCAAGUGCUAGGAAAUCAAAAGAGUUUUUGUUGAUUUCAUCAACGUUCGGAGGCUUACAUGCCAUCAAAGUAUCCAACUAGGGUUUGUUGACUCGUCGAUUUUGCAUACUUCAUUAUUGAUUUGGGUUUGUUGACUCGUCGAUUUUGCAUACUUCAUUAUUGAUUUAGUGUGAUGUGGGGGGUUGAUUGGACGUGGUUUUGAGUGUUGUUUACGGUUGAGGACUUUGAUAUACAAAGAGGCGUGUUGUUUGGGAACCUAAAGCAGGAAAGUACAUUUUCUCCCUCCGGAAUUUCUAAAUUUUAUUCUUGCAGUUUACGUUUGCAGAAUUUAGGUUUUGGAUCCCUUUAGAUUCAGUUACCGCAUGUAGCUCCAAAGUUGUUGCCAACAAAUUGAGCUCAAAUAAUGGCGGAGGGGCAGGUGAUUUUUGUUAAUGAGGUUUCUGACUAGGGUAUUGAAUCUAUUGAUUGAUGGGUGGUGUCAUGGAAAAAGGUUGGUUUGUGUAGAUAUGAGUGUUUGACAUUUGGGUCCGGAUUGAAAAGAUUUGUUUGCACAACUUCAUUGUCUAAGGUGCGAGAGGGCAUCAUGUGGUCUAAAAUCAGAAUGGAUAACUUGAUUGCACAGGAAAGUGAUCUUGAAGUAGACCUUGAAAGUGGCGGGACAACCAGCGAAGAGGAUAGAGGCAAAGAUUCAGUUUCAAAUAGUAGACAAAGGGACCAGUCUCGUAAUGUGUUUUGGAGUGGGUCAUCGAGUCAUGAUGGAUUGGUGAAUUCCUCAAGAGUUUCUGAGGUUGUAGAUGGGGAUGUAGAGUUGUUGAUGGAGAAGAACUCUGAAGGAGAAGAGAAUCAAGAGCACAAUGUUGCAGCAAAGACACGCGUAGAAGAAAAACGCAAGAAGAGGACCUCUAGAAAGGCUCCCAAGCCACCUCGGCCUCCAAAAGGUCCAUCACUUGAUGCAGCAGAUGAGAAGUUGGUCAGAGAGAUUGCUGAGCUUGCCAUGAGAAGGCGUGCAAGGAUGGAACGGAUCAAAACAUUGAAGAAGAUGAGAGCAGCAAAGUCUUCAUCUUUGAAUAGCAGCCUUCCUGCCAUGGUCAUCACACUUCUCUUCCUCGUCAUAAUCUUUCAUGGAAUAUGUUCGAGAGGCAGUCCAAGUUCCGGGGCACUUGGAUCUCCUGCGCCAGCAAUUGCCAUGAAUGAAGGCUUGAUCUCUAUUCAAUUCCACAAAAACUUCAACAUGGAUGAUGAAAGAAACGGCCCAAGCUUUGGCACUUUUAGUUCGGCUGAAGAACAGGUCUCUAGUUCAGGAUCCACGAAAGAAGUAAGUAGAAUCGGGGGCUGAUAUCAAACUAUCGUUGCUGAAGGUAAGAACUCCAAUUUUAUGUAUGUUCAAUUUCAGACAUACAUGCUGCAGCAGUUCAGUUACAAGUAAACAAUUCUCUCUCCAAUGAUAUUGGAUGCGGAAGCUGUGGUCACCAUCCAAAUCAUUGUAUUGACAACCGAAUUUCCGGACUUUUUUUAAAAUGUUAGUUCUUUAAAGCGGUUUUGAGGGUACUUCCCACUUGCGGAUUUGAGAUGGAUGAUGGUAGGAAUAUUUUGAGAUGGAUGUUAUGAUGUUUGUGUAUAUAUUUGUUGAAUUUCCUUGCCAAACUAUCUUAAUAAAGCAAACAGGGCAUCCAUCUGGAGAUGCCUUGAUCUGAUGUUGGAAUGCUGGCAUGUAAAGACACAACUUACAUGCACUCACCGAUAUAUGGUAUGGGAAGAUGCUUAUCAAGCA